Molecule: messenger RNA, 3297 nt
Organism: Anarrhichthys ocellatus (wolf-eel)
Lineage: Eukaryota; Metazoa; Chordata; Actinopteri; Perciformes; Anarhichadidae
Product: transcription factor Sox-9-A-like
Exons: 3
Coding region: 287-1762 (491 amino acids)
Biological process (GO): oligodendrocyte differentiation; positive regulation of chondrocyte differentiation; heart development
Cellular component (GO): nucleus
Molecular function (GO): DNA-binding transcription factor activity, RNA polymerase II-specific; RNA polymerase II cis-regulatory region sequence-specific DNA binding
Source: RefSeq, a predicted model, not a curated record
GUUCUUUUUUGUUUUGCCUUUUUCAAGUGCGGACCGGCUCGCGGAGAACGCACUCAUCCUCGGAGUCCGUCAGACAGCCGUGCGUAAAGACACUCUCGCUCCAAAUCGGUUUUACGCACCGGAGCGAAAGAGAAUCAGUCACCAGUUUUUCAGAGCAGUUAUCUCAGUUGAAAGAUCGAACUCAUCUUGGCAAGGUGAAGUCCAUUUAGAGACGUUUUCCCUCUCGCAAGAAAGCAGAAGCAACUUCUCCGUUUCACGCGUAAUUUGGCACCAAACAGUUUUUCGUAUGAAUCUCCUUGACCCUUACCUGAAGAUGACGGAGGAACAAGACAAGUGUCUCUCCGACGCCCCGAGCCCGAGCAUGUCCGAGGACUCCGCGGGCUCUCCGUGUCCGUCCGGCUCGGGCUCCGACACCGAGAAUACCCGGCCGUCGGAGAAUGGGCUGCUCGGUGUGGAAGGAGAGUUCAAGAAGGAGGACGACGAUAAGUUCCCCGCUUGCAUCCGCGAGGCGGUGUCCCAGGUGCUUAAGGGCUACGACUGGACUCUCGUGCCCAUGCCAGUGCGCGUUAACGGAUCUUCUAAGAACAAGCCUCACGUGAAGAGACCGAUGAAUGCCUUCAUGGUGUGGGCUCAGGCUGCGCGGAGGAAGCUGGCGGAUCAGUACCCUCACCUGCACAACGCGGAGCUCAGCAAAACUCUGGGGAAACUCUGGAGACUUCUCAACGAAGGGGAGAAGCGACCGUUUGUGGAGGAGGCCGAGCGGCUCCGGGUGCAGCACAAGAAGGAUCACCCCGACUACAAAUACCAGCCCCGGCGGAGGAAGUCCGUAAAGAACGGACAGAGCGAGUCGGAGGACGGCACCGAGCAGACGCACAUUUCCCCCACUGCCAUCUUCAAAGCUCUCCAGCAGGCGGACUCCCCGGCCUCCAGCAUGGGAGAGGUGCACUCACCGAGUGAGCACUCAGGCUCCCAGGGGCCCCCUACUCCUCCCACCACCCCAAAGACUGAUGUCAGCUCAGGCAAGAUGGACCUGAAGCGUGAAGGUGGUCUCCGCUCUCAGCUCAACAUCGACUUCCGCGACGUGGACAUCGGUGAGCUGAGCAGCGACGUCAUCUCCCACAUCGAGACCUUUGAUGUCAACGAAUUCGACCAGUACCUCCCGCCCAACGGGCACCCCGGCUCCGGCUCCGGCAACGCCGCGCCGGUCACCUACGCCGGCAGCUACAGCAUCAGCAGUGGCGGCGGCGCGCCGGUGAGCCCGCAGGCGGGAGCCGCUGCGGCCUGGCUGGCGAAAAGCCAAAACCAGCAGGGACAGCAGCAGCACACUCUGACCCCUCUGGGGAGUGGAGGCUCAGAGGCGGCUCAGGCGCAGCACAGGACCCAGAUCAAGACGGAGCAGCUGAGCCCGAGCCACUACACCGAGCAGCAGGGCUCCCCGCAGCACGUCGCCUACAACAGCCCCUUCAACCUGCAGCACUACAGCCCCCCCUCCUCCUCCUACCCAGCCACCAUCUCCAGGGCGCAGCAGUACGACUACUCCGACCACCAGGGGGGCGGCGCCGCCGCAUCCUCCUACUACAGCCACGCGGGGGCGGGGCAGGGCUCGGGGCUGUACUCGACUAUCUGCUACAUGAGCAGCCCCACCAGCCAGAGGCCCAUGUACACGCCCAUAACCGACAACACGGGGGUGCCCUCCAUCCCUCAGAGCAGCCCGCAGCACUGGGAGCAGGCCCCUGUCUACACCCAGCUCACCAGACCCUGAGAGGCAACACACACACACACACACACACAAACACACACACACACACACACACACACACACACACACACACACACACAGAGACGCUGACAGACAUGUACAGCCAAGCAGAUCUGACAUACAGAACACUUUACUGCAGGGAGAGCUCCUCCUCCUGAUCUGCUCCCUGAAUCAGACACUUGAAUAAAGAAGAGGAAGAAGAGGAGAGCUGGACUUGUGAUUGGCUCACAUCGUGCCUUGCUAUUAUAUCUUGAUAGAAACUUUAUAUAUAAAUAUAUAUAUAUAUAUUUUUAGAGAGAUGGAGAGACUUAGGAAAAUCCUCUGUGAGGACUUAUUGAUUGUUGAUAUUUCAGUAGGUACUGUGUAUGUUUCUCUUUGGUUUUAUUUCUUCACACGCUGGCAGUUUGUAACCCAUGAAGGGGGGGGGGGGGGGUCUGGGUAAUUAUUUCUACCUGUAGAUAUAAAACAAAACAACAAAGCUUUAUAUUUCACACAGUUUAGCAGCUAACCCACUCAUGGUAGCGCCGAUUUUGGUUUUCUGUUCGAUUUCCAUGUUUUGCUUCUCUUCGCUCUCUCUCUUCUGUGCCGUUCAGCAAGUAAGUUUAUAAGCUGUUAUGCUGUCGAUUUGUUUUCCCACCUUACGCGUCGUGAUCAUCGAGAGGGGAAAAAGAAAAGAAGCUAUGAGGCAAUACAGAGGAAGAGAGAGGCUCUGCUUUCACAACGCUGUCUUGACGGGGGAGACUGCAGCCCUGUCCACCAUCCGUGCCUUGGAUUUUUACACUCAAACUGUUUUUGUAUGCUCGUGUUUGUGUGUGUGUGCACAACGGCCACAGCUGAGAUUACACUUACCGUCCAACAGUGUGUGUUUGACAGCUACAGGAAGUCACCGUUGACCCCCACCCCCCUGCAGUCUCCCACCACACUGGUGUCCAAAACACUCCCUUCACCCUCAAACCCAGUUUGAAACUUUAUUUAUUUAUUCGCUUUAAUUUUAUUUUAAAGUAAUUAUUUUGCAUACUAUUCUUAUAACUAAUGAAUUGUCCUCUUUGUAAAUGUAGACGGCAUAUAAUUUCCCCCUUUUUUUAAAUUUCCACCCAGGAGGUACUUACACAAAAAUGGUACACGCUGUAAUCGUCUUUUUUUUGUUUAUUUAUGUUAUCUAAAUGUCUAUUUUAAGUAUGUAUUUGCCUUUUUUCCUGAGGGUCGGGGGGGGAUUAUCUAACAAUUUGUGUACGGAUUAUUUGUUAUUUGUGAAUUUCCUUUGAGUUGGACUUUAACUAUACGGCUGAAAGAACUAGAAAAAUGUUAUCUCACUUCCAAGGUUUUUACACUUUUUCUUUUUCUUUUGUUUGUGCGAUCACCAGAGGGGCCGUCUGCUCUAAGCUCCAUUUCCUUUUCUCUCAAUAACAAAGAACUGACGUUCACAAUACUCUUUAUUUUUUUGUUCCUUCCUCUGUGAUCUUGCCAUGUAUUUGUACUGUCUUUUAAAGAAUCUUUUGUAUAUGUAUUUGCAAUAAAAAAAAGAAAAAUAAAACAAA